This is a messenger RNA of Panicum virgatum (switchgrass), 1288 nucleotides long. RefSeq lists its product as uncharacterized. NCBI's taxonomy places the organism in Eukaryota, Viridiplantae, Streptophyta, Magnoliopsida, Poales, Poaceae. The coding region runs from base 650 to 1018 and encodes 122 amino acids. The record is from RefSeq and is a predicted model, not a curated record. The transcript has a single exon.
AAGCGGUCGCUGUCUGUCAAUGUCAAUGUACACUUGAACAGGACAAAAUUCUUCUUCCCUCCCCCACACGCAGCACCACUGAAAGCUCUGGUGUAUGUAAACCACAACCUGAUGCUAGUUAAUUCACAUCUUUACCUAUAUCAAUUUAUCACUGGUAGUAAUAACUACUUCACCCGUUUCAUGAAAAGAACAAUUCUAAUUUUCACAUACAAAUCAAAUCUGACAAUUUAAUUAGGUAGAUAGUUGAGAUCUAAUUUCUAGGAUUGCACUAUUUUGUGAUUUUUUUCUCAAAUAUUUAUAAGACGGAGGGAGUAGAUCAGUAGUUCACUCCUGACUCCUGCUAGUUUAAGCAAAGAUGCUUUGCUAGUUUUCUUGCGUAUUAAUCUGGUAAUAGCAGUAGCAGUACGAGCCAUUCAUGCAGCAUUUGCUGACUAGCAUGCAGGCCACAUGUACAUCUCACGCCUGCUUCUCUGACCUCACCAUUUCCCAAGAGCUGCCAGUCCACCUCCCACUAUAAACAAUGGAGUAGCUGUAUCCUAAACUACUCAGAACUUAAACAAAUCAGGGGGGGCAUAUACCAUUGGCCAUUAGCCUGAUAGCUAUCCUCCUUGCCAGGGCAAAGCAGCAGGAGAAGAUCCGGAGGCGAGAGAUGGAGGACCUGCAGCCCGCGGCAGUCGUCCGCGCCCCGCGGCGGGCCAUGCUGUUCCGGGUGCCGCGGAGGCCGGUGACCAGGGCGAAUGGGGCGGCGCCGCCGGUGCCGGCGGGGGGAAAGAAGAGGAGGAUGGCGGUGGCGAGGCUCGGCGGGAAGAGGAGGCUGUUCGGCGCGAUCCGGCGGCUGCGGGUGCGGUGGCUGGCGGUGCUGUACCGGCGCACGCUGCGGCGGCUGCGGGCCUACUACGCCACGGCGAUCAAUGACCUCCUCGAGGGCGCCGCUGCCAUCAGCUCCCUCCGCGGCCCGGCCGGCGCCGACUGCGCCUUCGGCACCGCGUUCGCGCCGGUGGUCACCGUCGGGAUCUGAGCUCCCAACGGAUGCAAGCGGCGCGCAAAGUCUUUGCUGUGAUGUAACGGUGGUGGCUUUGCUUGUAUAGACGCUAGCCCAAUAUCUCUCUCAUUUUAUUUUGCUCUCUUCCUCUUCCUCCUCUUGAUCUGCUGUGUUCUUUGCUAGCAAUCUAGCAUGUCAAAUCUUGUCUACCUGUGUACUUCAUAAUAUGGCUACUUUGCCUGAUCUCAAUGCAAGAAUCAGAUUAUAUGUAGAGAAACAAAGAAACAAAAUAUAUACUUCGUUUAA